AUGCCCAAGUGGAACCUUCUUGGGGGUCUUUCUAAAGACAGUGGUGCCAGUCCUGCCAUGCUGACUCAUUCAUGCACAGGAUCCUCCUUGCGCCUUCUCCAGAAUAUUCGCGAGAACUGGUCACCUUUUCAGUCUUCAGGUUUCACCUUCGCUUUUCCGGUUCCAUCUCAGAGCCAACCACCAGUCGCCUGCUGCAGACCACUGGAGCACCACCCACCUGUGGUGUUGCUGACUCACCCAGGGUGCCCCCAGCCCGCACCUGCGCUACCAGACAAGGAGAAUGCUUUUGCGCCCUGGCAUCUGCUUCAGAACUACAAUUCCGAGUGUGAGGCCGCCAUCAACAACCAGGUUGCCUUUGAGCUGCACGCCUCUUAUAUUUACAUGUCCAUGGCCUCCUACUUCAACCGUGGAGACGUGGCCUUGAAGCACUUCAGCCUGUUCUUCCUUCAGCAGUCGUACAAGGAGAGGGAACACGUGGAGUAUCUGCUGGGGCUGCAGAACCCGGGUGCCAGCAACCCCCGCUGGUGGAACAUGCCCAGGCCUGAGGAAGAGAACUGGGAGAAUGGCCUGAGGGUCCUGGAGUGUGCCUUGCAGCUGGCGAAGAAAGUGCCCCAGAGCCUGCUGAGUCUGCACCAGCUGGCCACCAAGAAGCACAGCCGCAUCUGCAACUUCCUGGAGUGUGACUACUUCCAUGAGCAAGUGGUGUUCAUUCAAGAGUUGGGGGACCAUAUCACCAACCUGCAGAAGCUGGGGGCCCCGGAAGAUAGCCUGACAGAGUCCCUUUAG
Molecule: messenger RNA, 786 nt
Organism: Phyllostomus hastatus (greater spear-nosed bat)
Lineage: Eukaryota; Metazoa; Chordata; Mammalia; Chiroptera; Phyllostomidae
Product: ferritin heavy chain-like
Exons: 3
Coding region: 1-786 (261 amino acids)
Biological process (GO): intracellular iron ion homeostasis; iron ion transport
Cellular component (GO): cytoplasm
Molecular function (GO): ferric iron binding; ferrous iron binding
Source: RefSeq, a predicted model, not a curated record